AUGUCGUCAGGAACGGACUCGAAAGUUAAGAAGAGCCGUAAUAGAGUGCCCAUUUCGUGCGAGCCAUGCCGAAAGAAGAAGCUGAAGUGUGACCGCACGAAGCCAUGCUCUAGCUGCGUCAAGAACAAGACUCAGUAUUCGUGUAAGUAUGCUAAUCAGAAUCUGGACAACAUGAACAAGAUGCAACUCACAACUGAGAUCAUCAACCUGAAAAUGAAAGUCAACAAACUGGAGAAAAUCCUGCAAGCUAAUAAUAUCAACGCUAGCGAGUAUAGCGAUUUGUCGUUUGUGUUUAAUGAGUCAAUCAGCCGAAUGAGCGAGGACCAGGAGGAUCCGGUGCUUGAUUUAUCAGAGAAAUUUGAUCGCAUGAUCUUCAAGGAAAAUAGAAUGUUGCGUUCGGGUGCUACAUCCUACGUGACAUUUAUUAAAGCAGAUAAGCAGCUGAGCUUGCUUUUUGAGGCUCUUAACAAACGACAUGAACAGGAAUACGAGGAGUAUAUGAACGCACAGAAGAUCAAGGUCCAGCACGACUCUAAGAUGUUUGAUAACAGCAACAUUGCGCGCAAACAUGCUUACCAAGACAAGGAUCUUUGUAUGGACUCUAUUCUGAGCGGUAUGACAACUACCACGCUCACCGCUUCAGGGCUUUUGAAAAGUCAGGACAUUUUCGCACUAGCAAGCAGCAAGCUUCCUCCGAUGUUUGCGAUCGAGGCUCUUGUUGAUCGCUUUUUUACCCAUGCUUACUAUCUGGUUCCUUUUGUGGACGAGGAAACUUUCCGCGAGGAGCUAACAUAUGUUCUACUGUCAGAUGAAAAGGGAAAUCCAAGUUUCAAGGUGGCACAUCAUCAAAACACAUCAAUUGUUUCGCUGCUCCUAAUUAUCCUCCGAUACGCCUACAUGACCAUCAACGUGAAGGAGUUCGAUGAAAACCCUCGCUCGAUAGAAGACGAGAACUUAGCAACCAUGUUAAGAAUGGGCAUCGUUAUCGGUCCACAGUAUAUCGAAUUGGCAAAGAACGUCCUGUUGAGCAUGCCUCCCGAGGAGAGCAUUUUUAGAAAAGUGACGAUUCGCAACAUACAGGUGCUGAUGUUCCUAAGAUGGUACCAGAGCUACUCACCUGAGCUGAGUGAGGAUUACUACGAAGCAUCGAUUUCGCUCAGCCUGAUUAUCCAGAUGUGUCGUGUGCUGGGUAUCAACAGAGACCCCGACCACUUUUCUGAGGUGUUCCGAGACGAAAAAGUGAAGAAUUUGAGAAGAAGAAUAUUCUACAAGCUCUAUUAUAUGGACACAUUGAGCGCUUUUGAUCUCGGAACGCCGGUUGUGAUUCAUCCAGAUGAGUACGAUGCCAUGUUGCCAAAAAUCAGCGCCAAGGAAAAGGCCACUUUGGAUGAUUUCAAGCGCGGAAUGUCUAUCAGUAUUACUGGAAAGCAACUCAAGUCCAUCAUUAACGAAAAUGCCAUCAAUAGGGAUAUAGAUCUCGAGUUUGAAGUUGCCAAACUGAUCCGCAGAGCCAUCCAAUUGUGUCGUAACUACGAUGACGGUGCGAAGAAAUCCGAGUUCCUGGCACACAUCCAAAGGAUUGAGCUUUUCUUGAAUAGUCGCCUAAGCUCAAUUUACGAGAUGCUGGACAGUGGGGAGCUAGCGGGUAGUUUCAAGAUCGAUGAUCCUAUUGAGCGGAUUUUCAACAUUUCGAAGAUCAAAAAACUGGAAAUGAGACUGGUUCUCCUUUCCUUGUUGAAUUGUCUCCACUACUUGCUGUUCCUGUAUGCUUCAGAGGAUCAGGAGGAGGAAAAACUGGAGCAUGCAAUGAAGGCGUCUGAACCGGCCCUAAUCUUGUUCAAAUUCACUUAUGACUUUGUGAAGUAUUUGACGGAGUCGUCCACCAUUCACGGAGCCAGCAAGUCACACCAGAACUUCAAGCGGUUCUUCAAUGGUCUGGAGAUUCCUUUUGCAAGCAAAGUCCAGGCCUGUUUCCACAGAGGUAUCUUGUGGACAAUGUCGAUUUUCCUCCAAAACUUCACGUCUGACCAUUUGAAGUUUGAAAUCCUUUUGAAGAAGUUUGGCAACUCUGUGGACUCUGUUGUUGUGCUGAACUGGCUCAACAUCGACCUUGACAGAAAUACCAACGACCAGUUUUUAAUCAUCAUGUUCCACUAUCUAAAGGAAUACUAUCUCAACAGUAUUGGUUUGAAGACAGACUUUUUCUGUUGCUGGAGGGUCUCGAUGAUUAUCAAGAUUUUCUUCAACUUCUUCAAGAACACCAAGCAGGAAAGAUUUGAGAAAGUGCUCACGCACUACGAGCUUGCAAGCGAGAACCAGAAUUUGAGAAAGGACUUUUCGUAUGCCGAGGCCAGAAUUUUGAGCUCGGACCCUGAAAAACUGAAGAGCGGGCUCUCUUUGCCGAAUAUGCCCAACCCGCUAGAGCCUGAGCCUACACAACUGACCACCAAAGGAUUUGAACAGAUCAUUUACGGCAAUGGGGACGAGUAUCUGGACGAGUUGCUCAAGGAGGACCUAACCUAUCGUCCAUCGGCUCGUGCGUACUCUUUCUUCAACGUUUCCGACUUCAACGCUUUGGGGGCCCCUGAAUCAUUCCAGUCGACGGCCUCCAGCUCGGUCAACCGCCCUUCUGAAACAGAUUCUUUCAGCCACUCGAAUUCCACGGACCACCCUUCUACGAAAUCGAGUGGCUCCGUUGGAAACGUGACUUUUGAAGAUCCUAGCAAGGCCGACGUCAUGUCGUUCGAAGCGCCGGACCUUGUUAGUCCCUUCGACACGUACGCCAGUCAGAUCAGCGCAAUUGACCAGGAAGUCCCUGGCGAAAAGAGCAUUAACCUUCAAGACUUCAUCUCUCAGUUUUCCAAAGACUCGAUGUUUUCGAACUGA
Molecule: messenger RNA, 2886 nt
Organism: Ogataea parapolymorpha DL-1
Lineage: Eukaryota; Fungi; Ascomycota; Pichiomycetes; Pichiales; Pichiaceae
Exons: 1
Coding region: 1-2886 (961 amino acids)
Biological process (GO): regulation of transcription by RNA polymerase II; DNA-templated transcription
Cellular component (GO): nucleus
Molecular function (GO): zinc ion binding; DNA-binding transcription activator activity, RNA polymerase II-specific; RNA polymerase II cis-regulatory region sequence-specific DNA binding
Source: RefSeq, a predicted model, not a curated record